AAUAUAAUAUUAUCAACAAAAAUGGAUCAAAUCCAAAAGACACAACCAGCACCUGAACGUGUUUACAAAGAUUUACAACCUUAUUUUGAGUGGAUUGAAGAUGAAACAAGUUCCACUCUUAUCCUAUUGCUUCGAGGAUUCACAAAGGAACAAUUGAGAGUGAAAGUGACUUCAAAAGGUGUUCUAAGGAUCAAUUGUGAAAGACAAGGAAUUCAGAAUAUGUGGCAUCGUUUUGGUAAAGAAUUUCCAAUUCCUCAAUAUUGUGACACCAAUGAUGUGAAAGCCAAGUUUGAACGUGGAGUACUAUCAAUCAAGUUUCGCAAGUUGAUCACCCCGGAUAAUAAGCCUAAAGAACAAGAAACUAUCACAAAUCCACCACAAGAAGAAGCUUCAAUGGCGCGUCAAAAUAGUGAUGAAGCUAAGGCGCCAACACAAGCACAGGUGGUUGAUGAACCGCGAGAGAUGCAAAAGGAAGAUGAAAAGGAAAAUAACAGGAUAGAAGAACAAGUUGAGAAUGAUCAAAAGAAUGUGAAGACUAAUGAUGAGUCAUCCGAGACUAAAGAAGUUAUUAAAACUCGUGAAGUUCAGAAAAAGCAUCAAGGCAAGAUAACACAAAGACUGAAAACAAGAGUUUUAGAUUUUAAUAUAAGUUUGAGAUCAAAAGAUGAUAAGGAUGUUGAUGAAUUAGGUUUUGGUUUUGGUGACACAAGGCCUAAGAGGGGGAAGAUGUGUAUGAACAUGUUUGUGGCAACCUUGCUGGUUUUGGUGGUUGGAGCAUAUGUCAAAAAUGUAUGGUGGUCAUCAUCAUAAGCAACUCAAGGAAAAUCAAAUAAAUUUUAAUCUCAUUUAGAUUCUUGGAAAUGCAUAAAUGAA
Vicia villosa (hairy vetch) is the source of this 873-nucleotide messenger RNA. Its product is annotated as inactive protein RESTRICTED TEV MOVEMENT 2-like. The record is from RefSeq and is a predicted model, not a curated record. NCBI's taxonomy places the organism in Eukaryota, Viridiplantae, Streptophyta, Magnoliopsida, Fabales, Fabaceae. The transcript is spliced from 2 exons. The coding region runs from base 22 to 810 and encodes 262 amino acids.